UUGUAUACGGUUGUGUUUUUUGGCCGCUCCUGAUUGUUUUGCUGCAAAGUCAAGCUAUACGUUCAUACACAUCACUAUAGGCGCUUCAAACUAUAAUACAACCUUGGCUGUUUCAUCGAUGACGAAAUUGGUCCUUAUUGAAGAAUAGUUCUACGCAAAUUUUGCAUUUAUUUUUUCAUCUUAUUUGCAAAACUAUUUCUAAAUCACUGGAAGGCGCCCACAUUUUUCACUAACACAAGGAGUAAAAUACAAACAACAGCUGGACUGCUCUAUCAAACCUAUAACUGCCGGACAAAUCGAUAAUCAUCAUACAGCUGGUAAAAGAAAUAAUCGUUAUCGAAAAACACAGGGUGCACUGCAAUACUAAAUGAGCAGCAAGCGCACUCUUUUAUCGACAUCACCUGAUCAUAAAGAACAUACACCAAAAAAAUACGCGCCGUCCCUAAAUAUGAGUGUAAGCAGUCAUCAAGACGUGUUUACAUGGAGCAAACUAUGCGAAGUCCUGGACGACAAAUUGAAGGGUGUAGCAAAGAAAGAAGAUCUGACGGAUAUCAAACAUGAAAUUGAAGAAUUAAAACAUGAGAAUUCUAAAUUAAAGGAAGACAUAAAGAAAUUAACAAACCGUCUAGAACUAGUUGACCAGAAAUCGAGAACCACAAAUAUCAUGGUACCGCCAGCGAAGUCCAAAGGGUUUUAAAUGCUAGAAGUAACCUUAAGGGACAAGCAAUUUUUAUUCAGAAGGAUUACACUGCAGCUGAACAGUCUAUUAGAUACAAUCUCAGGCAAGUUAGCAAAGUAAUAUCUAAGCAUAAAAAAGAUGUAAAAGUACGGCUUGGUGAAUUUUGUAUCUACAUCAACGAUAAACGCUUUACUUGGUUCAAUGGAAAGAUACGUUCUUCCGCUACAAACGAUGUAAAAUUUCUAGAAGAUAUAUUAGCUGAAUGCGGUUUUAGUUGUGAGGUUGUUUGCAACGAAAACGUAGUAUUAAAUAAAAACGAUAACAAUCCUUAUGUACAAUAGCUAGCUGAUUCGUGCCAUAUAAUAGCUUAUAACGUUUGUAACCUUGAAAAAUCGCUAAAUUUUGGAAACUUUAUAACCUUUUUAAAUAAGUUUGAUAUUUUCUUUUUGUUUGAAACCCAUGUUGUUGCUAAUAAACAAACUUAUUUCUCAUCAUUUUUUCAAAAUUAUUGUCUACACUGGGUUGAAGCAAUUAAAAUACAUAAAUCGGGUCGUGCUAGUGGAGGUUGCCUAUUCGGUUACAAAAGAGAAAUGAAAAAGAAAUACAAGCUAAACUUUACCGAAUGCAAUAGCCAUACAAUGCUAUCUGUGAAUAUUGACGGAAAUUUAUUCCAACUUAUCCCGACCUAUCUGAAUAGUACGAGCUGGAAGAACGAUGCAGAUAAGUUUGUAUCAUUUUUGAGCAGUCUAAAUCCAACCAGCUUCUGUAUUAUGGGAGAUCUAAAUGCAAGAAUAGGUGAACAACAAGUCCUGGACGAAAAUAUAAUCAGGGACCAACCUCAUAUAAAUGUAAUUAGGUGCUCUAAAGAUAAGAAUAUAAAUACACAAGGGAGACGGCUUUUGAAUAUGAUUGAGGACAUAGGUGGUAUUGUGGUAAAUGGAAGGACUUUAGGUGAUUUGGAUGGAAAACUUAGUUUCUUUGGUGUAAUGGGAAGCUCAUUGAUAGAUUACUGCAUUUGCUCAUCUGAUUUGUUGCAAUAUAUUGAGAAUUUUGCAAUACUUGCUAAGCCGUUUUCAGACCACAUGCCCAUCUGUCUCCAGCUUAAAAUCCCAAAGCAUUCUAGCAAUGUGACUAAACAGAAUGAUACUAGAAGACUUUAUUGGAGCGAU
This is a messenger RNA of Stomoxys calcitrans (stable fly), 1848 nucleotides long. RefSeq lists its product as uncharacterized. The record is from RefSeq and is a predicted model, not a curated record. NCBI's taxonomy places the organism in Eukaryota, Metazoa, Arthropoda, Insecta, Diptera, Muscidae. Bases 368 to 697 code for a protein of 109 amino acids. The transcript is spliced from 2 exons.